CAUACAUUCACACUCAAAUAUAAGUCUUCAACCCUCCAAACCCUAUUCUGUGUUCUCAUAUAUAUCGCCGUCAUCGCCACUACGAGGUUACCGACUUGCCGCCGUUGAUGUUGCUGCAGAUCGAUUACUGUACUGUAUAUCGACGAUUCAAGGCACAUCCUUCCCCUAUUGCAAGAAGCGUUGAAUUCUUCCAUCUUUCAAACUCAAUCUCGACCUGAAAAUGGAAAAUUGCAAGUUGUCGACGGAUCAGGUGGUUGAUAUCUUAUCGAGAUUACCGGUAAAGUCUCUUAUGCGAUUUAAGUGUGUUUGUAAAUUUUUCUAUGAUUUGAUAACAAGCGAUCACCACUUCAUGGACACACACUAUGAGAUUAGCAAAACAAAAACAGAUUGUGUUCUUUUAGAGGCUGGUUGGGCUGUUAGAGAAUAUUAUUUGCUUUACAAAGAAUCUUCUGAGUAUAAUGAGAUUGGAUGCAUAUACUUAGACAUCCCAACAACCCCAAGAGCAAUGUGGGUUAAGUGUUGUAAAGGUAUGUUAUGCUUGAUUUCGACCAGGAAUGAUAUUACUGAACUUGAUCAUGGUGAUUACCUUAUUUAUGAUAUUUGGAUAUGUAACCCAUCCAUUAGGAAAGUUAAAGCCUUACCCUCUGUUACUGUCCCUUACAGACCACCUUAUAAUGCAUUUGUUCUUAAUGAAUUUGGGUUUGGGAUUUCUAAUGACAUGACUUGGAAGGUUGUCAUGCUGGUACAAUUUUGUUCUGUUGAUGAUUUUAGAACUACUCACGAAAUGACGCUAGUUUAUAGCCAAGUUGGUGGUGAUUCGUGGAGUUUGAGACAGAUUAAUCCCGUUACAUGGUGUCGCGAUAUUGAAGGUCAGAUCAAUGAUUUUUAUUUAAAAGGGAGGUACUAUUGGUGGGCUGAUAGGUACGCUCGAUUCUUGAUUUGGUUUGACAUGAAUGAUGAGGUGUUUGGGACGAUUGAAUUGCCAUUGGAUGUUAGUAUCGAUUCAAUCUCAAUAAUGAAUGAGACUAUUGCUUUACUUGGAUAUUCAAGUGUGGAGGAUUCUAGUUGCAUUGAGAUUUGGUUAAUGAUUGAAAAUGACAAUAAUACUUAUUGGCACAAACAAGCAAGCAUAGAUUGUGCUGUAAACCUAGAUAAUAUUGAAUCUUUGACACCAAUAGGAAUUUGGAAUGUGGAUGGUGAAUUGCUUGUAUCUCUAGACAAGACAGUUGAGUGGGAUUCAGAUGAUUCGGAUUCUCAGCAUCCUGAAAGAGUUGUACCAUACUUCAUAUCUCUUGAUUUGGUAACUCAAGAAAGGAAGAUGUUCCCGGUAAGUAAGCAAAGGAAGAGUAUUACCAUGGCUUCAAAUCCAACUGCUGGGGAUUUUCAAGUUUACAACGAAAGGAAUAUUGAUAUAACAGAAGAAUGGGAACCCAAUAUUUUUAUUGGUGACACAUAUGCUCGAGUUUACGAUGAAAGUCUACAUUUUCUCUAAUGGAAGCGCUGGUGCAUUUGAUGUCACAACAAAGGGAAAUUCUUCAUUCUGCAAUUGAGAGAUGUGAAUACUGGAGAUUAUCAGACACGAAAUGUAAGCCUCCAGGAGUUGUUGGCUGGUGGCAAUGAAACAAACUCGUAUUAUAUUGUUAGACAUCCAAUUUUGUAAAUGAAUACGGGCGUCUAUAAAAUGCAGGCUAAGUUCUUAUACUAUUGUCCCGGAAUCAAGCCAUAAAAAUUUUCUGUAGUUUUCUG
Ipomoea nil (Japanese morning glory) is the source of this 1746-nucleotide messenger RNA. Its product is annotated as putative F-box protein At3g52320. NCBI's taxonomy places the organism in Eukaryota, Viridiplantae, Streptophyta, Magnoliopsida, Solanales, Convolvulaceae. The transcript is spliced from 3 exons. Gene Ontology annotation, molecular function: protein binding. Bases 221 to 1492 code for a protein of 423 amino acids. The record is from RefSeq and is a predicted model, not a curated record.